Messenger RNA from Naegleria fowleri, 594 nucleotides. RefSeq lists its product as uncharacterized. Lineage: Eukaryota; Heterolobosea; Eutetramitea; Acrasida; Naegleriidae. The record is from RefSeq and is a predicted model, not a curated record. The transcript has a single exon. The coding region runs from base 1 to 594 and encodes 197 amino acids.
AUGCAAGACAAAACGAAAGGGCACGUCGAAAAGAAUGCACUCGAAAGAAUUUCCAAGAUUGUGAACAAUCCACUCUUUGCAACCAACAAGGUUGAAUUUGAUUUAAUAGUUACAGCGAGUGGAAAUUGGGAAACCUAUUCCAAAAAGUUUCUUGACAUCAUUGGGUCAUAUUCAAGAGUGGAAAACAAACCAGUAUUGUACAGCAUUGGGAGAGAAUUCUUUUUUGACAAAAGAGAUGCCACUGCAAGUUUGAACGGUUAUUUGUAUCAAGUGGAUUUGACUGUAAACUAUUGGCUUGACACAUUACGUGAUGAGAAUAGUGACAAGUGCGUGAUGCUCGAGUUUGGAGAGGACAUUGCUGUUUUGCCGAUUCAGUCUGUUUUGGAUAUUGAACGCUUUUCUGGAAAAAGUGAGCCACAACGUAAUUCCAUCACUGAUGAUUCUCUAUCAACACCUCUCUUGAUAUUUGAACAAGCAAAAUUGUACAAGAAACCAAUACCUUUUAACUCUGACUGUAUUUGUGACAUUUUAUUCAAUUAUUACACAACUAUCUCUAGCCACUCAAGCAAACAUUAUCUAUCGAUUUACCACUAA